Molecule: messenger RNA, 234 nt
Organism: Thelazia callipaeda (thelaziosis nematode)
Lineage: Eukaryota; Metazoa; Nematoda; Chromadorea; Rhabditida; Thelaziidae
Source: the annotation of a GenBank genome assembly
AUGGCACUAAGCACAGCUCGUCAAUCUUCGAGCAGUUUAAUGCAAUUUAGUGAAGAUGUCUUAAAACAGUUAACACCUGAAGAAAUUGAUGAAUUCCGUGAAGCAUUUACAAUGUUCGACAAAGAUGGUAAUGGUACCAUAUCUACCAAAGAAUUAGGUAUAGCAAUGCGGUCAUUGGGACAAAACCCUACUGAACAAGUAAUAAUGGCACAGUUUAAUUUUUAUAAAAUUUGA